Molecule: messenger RNA, 2101 nt
Organism: Trametes versicolor FP-101664 SS1
Lineage: Eukaryota; Fungi; Basidiomycota; Agaricomycetes; Polyporales; Polyporaceae
Product: kinase-like protein
Exons: 5
Coding region: 133-1164 (343 amino acids)
Biological process (GO): peptidyl-serine phosphorylation; signal transduction; endocytosis
Cellular component (GO): nucleus; cytoplasm
Molecular function (GO): ATP binding; protein serine/threonine kinase activity
Source: RefSeq, a predicted model, not a curated record
GUUUCUCGCCCUCACCGCGACGGUCCCCGCUCGACGCCCUCUCCUCCUCCCAACUUCCGUCCUUCGCGUCCCCGCACUCCGCGACGCGUACCCCGGCACCCACAACGCCCCAGCUCGCCCCACAUCGCUGCAAUGGAUCCCUACACGUUUGGUGGCAAGUACAGGCUCGAGGAGGAAAUCGCCAUCGGCGGGUGUGGCACCGUCUUCCAGGGCGUGCACACUGUGGCUGGCAAGGAAGUCGCCAUCAAGCUCGAGCCAGCCAUUGCAAAGUCGUCCCCGCUCAAGCAAGAGUCCAAGAUCUACAAGACCCUCAUGGGCGGCCCCGGCGUCCCUUGGAUCAACUGGUCUGGCCGCCAGGGUGACUACAACGUAAUGGUCAUCGACUUGCUCGGCCCCUCACUCGAAGAUCUCUUCCGCAUGUGCAACCGGCACUUUUCCCUCAAGACGAUCCUCAUGCUUGCUGACCAGCUUAUCACCCGGAUCGAAUACAUCCACUCGCGCGACUUUGUCCACCGCGACAUCAAGCCCGCCAACUUCGUCGUCCCCAAGGCCGACGACCCGCAUUGCGACGACUAUGUCGUGAACGUGAUCGACUUUGGCCUCGCGAAGAAAUUCCGCGACCCUCGUACAGGGUCCCAUAUCCCGUACCACCAGGACGACCACCACGGGGUGGGAACGUGCCUGUUCGCGGCGAUCAACACCCAUCUGGGCGUCGAAUGCUCGCGCCGCGACGACCUCGAGGGGCUCGCCUACAUGCUCAUCUACUUCCUCCGCGGGACGCUCCCCUGGCGGAAGAUCAAGGGCUCGUCCGUGUCCGACACGUGGGACCUCAUCCGCGACAAGAAGCUCGAGACGGAGUCCGUGCUCACCGUCGGGCUCGCGCCCGAGUUCGACAUCUUCUACAAGUACGUCCGCGCCCUCGAGUUCGAGGACCUGCCCGACUACGAGGGCCUCCGCGCGCUAUUCCGUGGGCUGGCCGAGCGCCAGGGCAUCGUCUACGACGGCGCCUUCGACUGGUGCGUGCCGCGCCCCGGCGAGGGCCGCGCGGGCACCAAGCGCAAGCGCGUGUGCCGCAGCUGCUCAGCAUGCGCGGCGGCCGAGGAGCGCACCGCCGCAGCGACGGCGACGAAAAAGGCGGCGGUGGUGCGCCAGCGGUGGGCAUAGGGAGGGGCGGGGCGCGUCGCGGGCGGUUGAGGCAUGUUGUACGUCUAGAACGAGGCUCAUGAGCCAUGUUUGGAUCCCGCGGCGCCGGCGGAGGGGGACAGGCGGAGGGAGGCGGCGGUGGCGGAGCGCCCGUGUAUAUGCUGAGGCCGCGCGAGGAGCGCGCGGCCGCGAUGACGGGAUGCGCCCCGUUCACCCCCCUUCUCUCUAUGAUCCUACGAGUGCCCGUGGAUGCUACCGCCGUUGAUGCGUUGAUGCAGAUGCGGGGUCGCACUCGCCCCCCCUCCUCAGACGGCCGGGGCCGGGGCGGGUCGCGGUGGCGACAGUGUAUAUAUUUCUCGGACCUGCCAUAGCCACGCCAUUGCGCGCGCCCCCAUCCCCCUUUCCGCCCGCGCGACCCCCACCCCACCACCACUACCCCCACCACCUCACUGUGGCCCUCUCGGAUCGUCUGUUGAUCGCCGCGGGGGAGGCGCCCCGUGCGCCGCUCGGGUCGAGCGAGCGAGCGGCUGCUGUUGUGCGAGUAAGUUACGCAUAUGUAUGUAUAUUUCCUGUACCCUAGCGGCGCCCGCCGUAUACGUACGUGCCACUGCCAUUAUCGCUGCCAUUGCCGGUUAACGUGACGUGCUGCGUUGCGUUGUCGUUUCCUCCGCUUCGACGAGUGCCCCCGUGGGGUUUUUAGCGUUUGCGUUACCGUCUGCCUUGUUUACGUUUCGAAAUUCGCGGCGGUGGCGGUUUACGUAUGCAGCACGAAAUUUGCGCUUCGCGGUUCGCGUUCUAUGGACCGUUCCUUCCCCGUCCCUGCGCACAGUACGUAGGCGUGGGCGAUUAUACGUACACAUAUGGUAUCAUCGACACCCCCACUGGAUAUAGCUAAACAGUAUGCCUCCCCCCUCUCCCACCUAGGCCUAUAGCUAAGUGCUUCGUAUAUAUGGUUUUA